AUGGCUACUAAACCAACUUUUGCGGUUAGCUUCACUGUGAUGCUCGUGCUCAUGGUAACUUCUUCCACGGUGACAGCACGACCUCUCAUGAAACCAACCGUAGGCGCACCUUCUCCUUCCACAAGCCUUGUGUACCGUCUUAGGCUUGAUGAAGAAACAGGUUACUGCUGGGAUUCAUUGAUGCAGCUCCAACACUGUUCUGGAGAGCUGAUCUUGUUCUUUCUCAACGGUGAGACUUACAUUGGCCCAGGGUGUUGCAGUGCUAUAAGAACCGUGGGAAGCAAGUGUUGGCCUACUAUGAUUGGUGUUCUUGGUUUCACUGCUCAAGAAGGUGACAUGCUCCAAGGUUAUUGUGAUGAUGAACACGAUGAACAUGCUCUUGCCUUCUCACCACUGCCUACUACGGUUGCUUGA
Messenger RNA from Brassica oleracea var. oleracea, 414 nucleotides. RefSeq names its product egg cell-secreted protein 1.1-like. The record is from RefSeq and is a predicted model, not a curated record. Lineage: Eukaryota; Viridiplantae; Streptophyta; Magnoliopsida; Brassicales; Brassicaceae. The coding region runs from base 1 to 414 and encodes 137 amino acids. The transcript has a single exon. Gene Ontology annotation, biological process: double fertilization forming a zygote and endosperm.